UUUUUUUUUUUAGGUUGUACAUUUUUUUAAUAGUUUUUUUUUUUAAGAUAACUAAGAUGGGCAGUGAAGAAGGGGAUAAAAUAAAUACUUCUCUAAGGAUGCAAUUCCUUUAAAACGAUACUAAAGAAUCAUGUAACCAUGGAAAAUAGAAUUUAAAAUAAAUUAUUUUUUUUUAAAUUUUAUAGUAUUUUAUUUGAUCAUUUCCAUGCAUUUUUCAUUAAAGACAAAGAUCAUUUUCUUUUCCUCCCUCCCACCCCCCGUGGCCGACGUGUGAUUCCACUGGUAUCAUACGUGUUCUUGACUUGAACCCAUUGCCAUGUUGUUAGUAUUUGCAUCAGAGUGUUCGCUCCGAGUCUUUCCUCUGUCAUGUCCCCUCAGCCAUUGUAGUCAGGCAGUUGCUUUUCCUUGGUGUUUCUAUUCCCUCAGUUUGUCCUCUGCUUUUGGAUAGUGUUUUUUUCUCCUUGAUCCCUGCAGAUUGUGCAGGGACAUUACACCACCACUAAUGGAGAAGUCCAACAUGUAAUUUCUUGCAAAAAUAAGUGAUCAUAAGUUCUAGCUAUAUAUAUGCCUGGGGAUGAGCUCUCACAUAUAAAGUGGGUAGGCUGUCCAUAUAGGUUAUAUGCAUCUAUAAGAUUUGGUCUAGAUAUUGAUUCAAGGGGAGGCAUAAUAGAUAUCUAUGAGAUCUCCCUCCACCUACUUUUCUCAGAGAGAGACUUUGAUUUCUUCAAAGAGCUGAAGUGGGACCUUAGGGUCAGAGAGGUUGGCCAUUUUCUUCUCAGAUAAAGGAUGUUAGGCCAGAGUUAUGUCUACCUACCUUCCACAAAAAUUAUUAUCCAAAGGGAAAUAAUUUUUAAGAUUCAAGCUGAGCUCCUGAUCACUAUCCCUUAAUGGAGUGCUCCAAACUCUAUUCCCCUCUCCAAAGCUUGACUGCCAUUCCCAAUAAAAGCCAGUUCCACAAUCAAUAAACAUGACAAAUAGCAUAUAAACCCAUUCAUUCAAGCCAACGGCAAACAGAAAUCAGAGAAAGCAUAUAAAUAAGAUUGUAUACCAGACAAUACACUGAGUGGAAGACCUCUUCCACUGGGAGGGAGAAAUCUCAGCUCAAACAAGGGAAAGUCCCAAAUCUUGUCCAAAGGGAAAUCCUCCAAAGUCUCUAAUGUAAUAAGCUGAGGAUAAAGACAUGAUAGAAGUGAUAACUCCCGUACAUGUAAGCUUCAUUUCAGAAACUUUCUCUUCUUCCAGGUACCUGAAGAAAGUUUGGAACCUCAAAACUUCUUGGAAGCCAGAUUAUGACUCUUUUCUCGGUCAGGCUCUCAUCAGCCACAUACUGAGUAAUCAAUUUCCACCAGCGAGGAGAAUUCUCACUUAAAUUGGUUUUGAGGCAGGAUUUUCUUGCUCUUGUUAAACUUCAGUUCUGUAUUUUAAACACAUUAGUUUUUAAAAGAGGGGAUGAUAAUCACAGUUUGUUUAGGGGAUGAGGAUGGGGGUAAAGUAACAGGUAGAGGAAACAAUUUGCAAAUUAAAUUACACGUAUGCUUUCUCUGUUCCUAAAGUCACUUCUAGCCGCAAAAUUCGGAGUCUAGUAUUACUUUAAUUUAUUAAACCCUCUACCAAUCAGAACGUCAUAGGUCCUUCCUUCCCAUGAGCCAAGACGAUUGGGGCUGGGAAGGUAGGGUGUUGAGGAUGGGCGCCGUGCAUCUUGGGAAUCGUAGUUUUGCGCUCUCGCAACUAGACUACAUACCCCACAGGGCUUCGGGUAGUCGGUUGCCUGGUGUUAGCAAGCGGGAAGUAUGGCGACAGCAGCGCGGAGCGACGGGACUUUGCCACCGGGAGAAGGUAAAAGAACUCCCCUUUCGUUUAGAGAUGCUUUCGCAAACCCCGCUUCCACUAAUCGCCUCUCCACAGAAGGAUUGGGGUGGUUCCCCAUUUUAGCGUUGUGUUUCUGUUUGUCUCUUCUCGAGCUUUCUGUUAGGCUUGGCGGCGGGGGCGGCGGGACGUGUUGCCCUCUGGGAGUUGUAGUCUUCCCGUGCCUUGGAACUCCCUCAGUUACAAGGUGAGGGCGGGAGGGACAGGACUACACCUCCCAGGGGAAUGUGUCCAGCCCCGCGCUUUGCCGCUGCUUUUUCUGUUUGUUUAGGAUUGGGGACGAGAUCUUCCCUGCCUGCGACUUGGGCUGUACUGAAUUUGGGAAAAAGCCAGAUUCGCAGUAGUAUUCUCCCUGCCCCAUGUCUCUUGUUCAUCAUCUUCCCAUAGAAGGGGGUUAAUGACUUUGAUGAGGUGUGAGUCAGGCUGGGUGCGGUGGGGUGGGAUGGGAUGCAGUGGGAACAUCACUCCCUAGGUGCAAGAGGUUGGGGUCUGGCCUUACCUGUCCGCUGGUAAAUUGGGUUUCUUAACUAGAACAUUCCUAUCGUUGCCCAGUAAGCUUACGGGGCCGACCACCUUUGUUUUGGCUGAGAUUGGAGAUUGCAGGGGUUGAGACUAUAUACCCAGCUCUUCCUGCUUGGAUCAGGGCAGUGGGAGAGGCACAAAUAUCAAGGGUUUUUCCACCGCGGGCUUUUGAGCCCUUAGAUUCCAGAUCCACUGCUUAUUCCACAGCAUCGUGGAAGCCCUUGUGAUGAGAGAGCAUCUUACAGACACCUCCCCCCCACCCCCAUUAAUCCUAACUGAGAGGUGUAGAUGACCAAAGAUUCAUCACAUUGUGGCUAGUAGGUGUGAUAAGCAGAAUUUCUCAUUAAAGACCUACUCCUUCUCCAUCUCCUGUUGCCUCCCAAAACAACAAAAACUGCCUUUGAGGCCCAUUAGCCUGGCACCUCUCUGUGCUUACUCCCCCUCCCCCCCAUUGAUUUUUCAUGUUCUCACAGAUCCCAGUGUUAGAAUAGACUAUAAACCUCACGUGUCUUCUUUGGCUGUGGUAUAAUGAGUCCUCUCAUAAUUGUCUAAUUUAUUUGUGAUCCUGACAAACAUAAUGUGUUUGCCAAUACCCUUGUGGAGAGAACAAAUUUUAUUUUUUUUCUCCCACUUUCCCCCAAAUUAACACUCUGUAGGGGACUUUUUGCCCCCUUUAGAAUGCGUUAAUGGCAGACAUUGGCAUAACUGCUGUGACUGACUUGCAUAGAUAGAGCUAUAGAAAGCUAUAAUUUGUAUGAAUUUGAAACUGUGGUUUUAGCCUUUUCCAACUCAAGUCUCUUGCUUAUGUCUAGAAAAACAACCAUGCAAAAUUUAGAAAAAAACUUGGUCAAAGCCAUUUCAUUCCAUCAUUUAAUCCCUAUCUUUAGAGUUGACAGAAAAUAUCUUCACAUACCUCUAACUCCCAGCACCCUUGCUUAAAUAUCCCUAGAGAAGUAAUAGAAGGUAGAAUAAGCUCUUUCCUUUAAACCUGAAUAUUGUCAAGAGGUUGAAGAGUGGAAGAAUGUCACAUAGGAGAAAAACAGCUGUAUACUUGAAGUUAAAAAUCAACAAAAUUGAGGCUAUUUUUGAAAGGGGAAAACAAUGCCUGGAGUGAAAAGUGACUGUUUUCUUAGGAUAAAGUAGAGCCACAGAAGUGAUUAGGUGAGGAAUUAUCUAGUAAAAGUCAGAGGAAGAAAAGUUGUGGUGUAAGUGCUCUAGAGUACUGAGUUAAGCUAUUUAUCCACUAGCAAUCUGAUAACAAGAAGUCUCUUGUCUUCUUGGGGAAUGUAUCCAAAAUAUACAAGGAACCUUCUAAAUCUUAUUAAAAUGGAUGAUCAUUGUGUAGUCAGGGUGAUAUAUGUGGGUACAAAUGGCACUCUGAGAAGGACCCUAGAAAUAUUGUUAAUGUUAUAAAACCAUGGGUUAAACGGGGACACAUGUUUUCCUCAUUGUUGCCCUUGAUGGGCAAACACUGUAUCAGAAAAGAAAAUUUGAUUUGGAAAGGUAACAGCUAGUGAAGAAGGUGCUUUCUGAGAAUGGGAUCUAAAAUGGCUUUUAGAUCAUUGCUUAAGAUGAAGGGAUGACUCACUACUGGCCAGGGAUGGAAUGGACCAAACAAAGGAUGGUAACAAUUUCUUAGGUGCAGUGGUGGAUUGGUCAGGUCAGGGCUUACAGAAAUUAAGUCCAAAUUUGGCCUGCGAUGCUGAUACACAUACUUUGAUUCUUGAUAAAAACCAGAUUAUUAAGCUGGAAAAUCUUGAGAAAUGCAGAAGACUAGUACAGUUAUCAGUUGCUAAUAAUCGACUGGUUCGGAUGAUGGGUGUGGCCAAGUUGACUCAGCUUCGAGUGCUGAACCUGCCUCAUAAUAGUAUUGGCUAUGUGGAGGGGCUAAAGGAGCUACUAUACUUGGAAUGGCUGAAUUUGGCAGGAAAUAAUCUGAAGGCUAUAGACCAGAUCAGUAACUGCACAGCUCUACAACACCUUGAUUUAUCAGACAAUAACAUAUCCCAAAUAGGUGAUAUUUCUAAACUCAUGUCUCUUAAGACUCUCCUGCUACAUGGAAAUAUCAUCACCUCUCUUAGAAUGGCUCCUGCUUGUCUGCCUCGAAGCCUUGCUAUCCUUUCCCUGGCAGAGAAUGAAAUACGAGAUCUAAAUGAGAUUUCUUUCUUGGCAUCCCUUUCUGAGUUGGAACAAUUAUCCAUCAUGAAUAAUCCCUGUGUGAUGGCCACACCUUCCAUUCCAGGCUUUGACUAUCGGCCAUACAUUGUCAGCUGGUGUUUAAAUCUCAAAGUCCUAGAUGGAUAUGUGAUUUCUCAAAAGGAAAGUUUGAAAGCUGAGUGGCUUUACAGCCAGGGCAAGGGAAGAUCAUACCGACCUGGUCAGCACAUCCAGCUGGUCCAGUAUCUGGCAACUGUUUGUCCUCUUACUUCUACUCUGGGCCUUCAAACUGCAGAGGAUGCCAAACUAGAGAAGAUACUGAGCAAACAGAGGCUUCACCAGAGACAAUUGAUGUGUCAAAAGCAAAAUGAAGAAUCUUCAUCUUCAGCUGCUAGUGAAACUGAGGUAGCCAUUGCACCUGAGGCCUCAGAUCCAACUUCAGGGUGCCAAAUAAGCCUGGAAAAUGAACCUGUCAUUCAAGUAAAUUCUUGGGUUGGGACAAGUGCCCAUGAGGAUCACUUAUAUGCUAUUAAAAGCAACUUGUCAGCCUCAGUACAGACUGCAAGGUUUUCUCGAAAUGACCUACAUUUAGAGGACAUACAGACAGAUGAAGACAAGCUGAACUGUAGUCUUCUUUCCUCAGAGUCUACUUUUAUGCCUGUUGCCUCAGGAUUGUCCCCAGUAUCUCCUACUAUUGAACUGAGAUUGGAUCUGGAAGAUGAUGGCACUGUGAUUGAAUCUCUGAAAGAAAUGAAAAAACCGGAUGUCGAUAAAGAAGUAGAAAAGGCUUUGUGGGUUUCAAAAGAGAGUUCAGUUAAACCAGAAAAUAGUGAGGGGAACCCAGAGACCGAUGGCAGAGAUGGAAUAUUGCUGCGCCCUGAGCCGGCCAUGGCAAGUGAAGUCUCGAGGGACUGCAUUAGUCACUCCCCCAUGGCCUUUGCUGGGCCGGGGGGAUUCAGGCUUUCUAGCACACAGCUUAUUAAUCAAGACACAUUGUCUCAAAUCAUUUCAGAAAAACUUCCCCACAGGCUUUUACCUGAGGGAUCUGUUGCUGUGGACAAAGAUUCUGCCACACUUCGAAGAAUGAAUGACGCUGCCACCAAGCUCCAGGCUUGCUGGAGGGGAUUUUAUAUCAGGAACCACCACCCCCGAGCCAAAGAAGUGCGCUAUGAAAUCCGACUGAGGAGGAUGCAAGAGCACAUUGUUUGUUUAACGGAUGAAAUGAGAAGAUUGAAAAAAGAAAGAGAUGAAGAGCAUAUUCAAAAGCUGGUACAGGAAGAGGCUGUCAGAUUUCUUUGGAACCAGGUGAGAUCGCUACAAGACUGGCAGCAGACGGUGAACCAGCACCUCCGCUCUGCCUGGCAGCCUAGUGCUCCCGCAUCAAGUACCCUGUUGUCUUCCCAGUCUUCUCCCUCCUUUAUCUCAAGUCAGGAGCCUUCUUCAGCCUGUGCCUCGGACUGGUUUGUUUCAGAUGCUGAAGCUGCUCAUGACAAAGUCCUGAUCGAAUUCCCAGACUCCGGCUUUCACUCUUCCCUCACAGAACAAGUUCACUUACAGUUUUCAUUUGAUUCUGAAAAGAGUUCCGUGGGAGGCAGUGAGAGUUCUUUAAUGGGCAAUUCCAUAGAAACCGUGAGACAUUUCAGAGAAUCAGAUACAGGCAAUGCCAGUGAAGAGUACAACGAGUGUAAUAAAGAGAACUCGAAUACAGCGAGCUCUAAUAAUGAGCAGGAUAACAGUCUUCUUGAGCAGUAUUUAAAUUCAGUUCAGCAGCUAGAAGAUGCUAAUGAGAUGAUCGGUCUGGACGGUGGCAUAGAAGACAGAGACCUUCAAGGUACUUCGGCUCCAUGUUCCUAUGCCUUGUCUGACUCUGCUAUUGCUGCGGAUGUAGCUGAUGACAAAGUUACUCCUUUGCAAGAAGAAACCAGUCAGACCCUGGAGACUUGUAAAUCAAAUGCAGACGUUCAAAGUCAUCAGUCAGAGUGUGACUCUGCAUUUCAGGUGCUGCCUGUUGGUAUUGCUGUGUAGGGUGCCCAGUGCCAUGGAAAACGGAGAAAUUAUUUAAUUCUUUCUAAUUUUCAGUUGUACUUAUAUUUUAUUUCAGGCGUGUGUGUGUUUUUUGUUGUUUUUUUUUAAAAAAAACAACUUCAUAAUUUAUAUAGAAUUUAUAUUCUCAACUCUUAUUUUUCAGAUUUCAAAUAUUGCAUUGAGGCUUCAUUUUGACAGCAUUUUGCUAAUCUUGUAUAUUCAAAUAUUGAGCUAUAUGAUACUGAAAAAUAUUUUUACCGAAAGUUGUAUGCACUUUAUUUCUUAGCAAUUGAACUGUAUCAAAAUAGCUUUUUCUUCUUUGAAAUGUACUAUUAUGAUUUCCUCCAAAGAGAAUUAAACUAAAGCAUCUUUGAAUUUAGGAAAUUUUAUCUAAAUGGUUUUUGCAUUAUUUUAGAAAACUGUUCUUUUUUGUUAAAGGGGAAAAUAAUUAAUAUAAUACAUUUUAUCGAAAAAGAAAUCAAAUAAAAUGAAGCAGUAUGUACAGAACAGUGAGGUGUUGGAAAGGAAACAAGAUGGCUGCCUCACCUCCUGACGUGGCAAGAGGAUUCCAGCCUUGCUUUAGUUUUCACUGUUUGAGUCAGGGAAAAACCUUUGCCCAAAUCCAGUGGGACACAGUGAAGCUAUGGAAUUUCUUCAGUAAAGAUGAUUAAUUGCCUUAAGAAGUAUCUUUAGUGAAGAGCAAAAUAUCCUUAAGAGCAUGAUCUUCAACAGCAAAGUGUUUCAUCUAGCCCUGAAGUGCAGAUGACUUAAGGAAGCAAUAAUUGAAACAAUCCUCUCAGAUGGGAGGAAGCAAGCAAGCACAAAGAUCAAUGAGUCUGCUAAUGAUACCACUGUAUGUGUUCUUGUUCUUCACUUUAAAAACCUACCAGAAUGAGGUGUAUUUUUAUUAACCACUCUUGACUUGUUUCCCAGCUACAUACCUUUAUCAAUGUUUUAAAUAAUGGCUCCCAUUUAUAUGGCACUUUACAAUGCACUUUCUUUACAUUUGCUGUGCUUUUUUAUUUUAUUUUAUUUUUAUCCUCAGCAUAGUGCCUUGCAUGUAGUAGGGAGUUAGUAAAUCCUGUUUGGGUUUGGAGAUAGCAGAAAUAUAUUAAAGUCAUUUUAUUUUGUUUCGUUUGUAAGUACUUGAUUAAUACUUUUUAUUAUCACUAUCACUUCCUGUUUGACAACCUUCCCCUCCCCCCCAAAACAAACAAGUUGGUUGGUUGGCUAUUCUUCAUACUCCAAGAGGACCAAAAUGGCAUCACUACAUUGGGGCAAUGUACAGUAUGUGUAAGUAUGACCAAUCAGACCGAUACGAGCUUGGAGGGCUCUACCACACUCAGGCACAAAUAGUUCCCAGGAUUAGAUGUCCUGCCAAAUCAACACCUUAGCCAUGGCUGAGAAUGAAGGCUUCACAUUCAUCACUUAUGCUUCUUUGAGAUGCAUGAAUUCCUCUUCACAUUUGGUCCUCUAAAAUCCUGCUUAGUCGAUUCCGUACAUUUAUGAGAAUUUUGAAGUCUUUCAAAUGACAUUCACUUUAUAGAUAAACCUUUUGGUGAAAUCUGUUUUCUUUAGUGAUUUACCCACCCAGGGUCACAUAUCUAGUAGGUAUAAGAGCUGGGACCCAAACCUAGGUAUUCUGACUCCAAAUAUUUCCUUUUCCCAUUACCCUGUACUGCUUCAUCUCCACUUAAAUAGGGAAUGUUUUCCUUCUUCUUUGAGAGGAAUGGGGAGAAGGAAGGAAUUAGUACUCAGAUUUGGUUAUGGACGUUGAAGCCCAUACACACUUCUCUUUUUAAUUUUGCUCUUUGGUAAGGCAUAUACAGACUUGAAGAUACAUACUAAUUGAAGAACUUGAGCUAACUUUUUUUUAGGGAAAUAUUUCCCACUUAAAGCUCUAAAAAAAUGCCACAUUUUGGAGAAUAAUUAAUGGUCAUUAAGAUGGGAAAACCCAUCUUUUGCCAUUUGUUUGGUUAAAAAGUUUUCCAAAUGCACAAAGAAAAUAUUUUCUUUUGAAUGUCACAAAAAAAAAUCCAUAAAUAAGAACAAGGAUAUUCUAACUUUUGGGAAAUGUUUUAACUGUUUGAAAGUUCAUUAAAAAAAUGUUCUAAUAUCUUUUUACCACAAGGACAUUUAAUAAUGAUUUAUUAAACCUUGACUACCGUAUAAGAUCCUAGGGAUACCAAAGCCAAAAAUGAAGCAAUUUCCAUUUUCACUCUCAAGUUUAUAUUCUGUUGGGAGAUUUAAUGUACCCAGGUAAAUAAAUAUAAAACAUGUAAAAAUAAUUUCAAGAGGAAGGGAGUACUAAUAACCAUGAAGGAUAGCAAGGACCUCACAUUGUAGGAGGCACCUAAAUUGUGCUAGAGAUUAUAAUUCCUAUUCAGAUUCCUAGGACUACAACCAUUUAGAACUUUGACAUUACUAAGAUAUUCCAAGACUUAAAUUAGAAGUUAAAGACCUAUUACUGGUCAUUCCCUGUAACUCACUGGGAAUCCAUUCUCUAAAAUUAUGUAAAAUAAAUCUUCCAGAACGUAGCUAACCUAAUAUUUAUGCUGGAAUUAUUUUUUGUGUGUUUGUGAAUAAUUAGAACUCAGGUUAAGAAUUCUCUGGAUCCAGACAGAUUGUUUUGAUAAGGAAAUUUUCUAUCUGCUUUCUUUGGCUCAAAUCCUAAAGUGAACAUUGUCGUGAAAUGUUUGUAGUUGUUAAGUGGGUAUAUUAUGUAGAUGUUUUUCCCCAUUUUGUGCAACAUGUCUUAUUGGUUACAUGUUCAACAAUAAUUGAAAUGUUUUUGGGCUUUGGAUAAUGCAAAUUUUCUUUUAUGGAUCAUUUUACCUUUAUUCUUAAAUGCACCCUAUUUUUCUAUUUUUACAAUGAAGUGCCUAAUUUUCCACUAGGAGUUAAAGAAAAACCACCCUUUGUUGCCCUAGUGCCAAAGUCUUACUUCUCAUUAUAUUAAAAAUAUCCAUAAAAGCUGCUAAAAUUUCCUACUUCGGUAUUAUGUAAUUAGACAUUAGCUUGUUCACAGCUUUUUCUUUUUCUUUUUGCUAAGCUCAUUCAUACACUAAUAUUUACCUAAAUUAUUUUUUUCUUUUGAUAUGUGAAUUUCAUUUCAUAAAACUAGCCUUCAAAGGAAUUUAAUUUGAUGAAGAUUUAGCAAAAUGCCACAUCAACUUAAUAAUUUCAUCUCUUACAAGUACUAAAGUUUAGGAGUACAAGAAUAUUAAGACAUCCCUUCCACUUUCCCCUAUGGAUCUUUACUUUUUAUCUAGCAUGUAGGUGAAAUUAAAAAAAAUUUAAAGUUAGAAUGUAGGAAGUGGCUGGACCAGACUUAAUAUAUAAAUCUAAGGGGCUUAUAAUAGUUAAAAAACUAACAUAUAUAAAAUGUUUGCUUCAAUAGUCACAGAGUAUAAUAGGUUGGUUGGGUUAAGAGGCUAAUGUAGUUAAGGCUUGGUAGCUGGCAGAAAGGGAUGUUAUGGAAACUUAUUCUUUGACUUUAGUGACCUUGUUUUAAAGCAUUUUAGCCACGGGUUAGGGGCAAUACAACAAUGUUGCUUCACUUGACUGAGCUUUUGAAAUUUGGUUAAAUUUUUUGAAAUGAAAAAUUUGUAUUUUACAGCAGUGAGUAGAUAAUAGGUUUCCCUGUAUUUUUCUCUCUGUGUUUGAAAACAGUUCUAUCAUUGAAGAUAGAGUAGUCAUUAAAAAAACAAAAAGAGGACUCUGAUUUUUUUUCUAAAAAGCAUAGUUAUAUUAAUUAUGUAUGAUAAAAAAGAAUGGAAACUAUGUAAAAAGUUUAGCAAAGGGUCCUUUCUUCCACAUAUCAAGAUCGAUCAUUUCAUCAGCAUGAAUAAGAUAUCCUAUCAUCUGAGAUGUCUCCAUAUCUUAGUAAAUAGUUUCACAAAUUUUUGAAGCCAAAAAAAAAAUCCUUGGAUGGUCAUCUAUAUUAGUCCUUAGGUCAUGUAUAUUGUUAGACCUGUAUUAGAAACUUUUCUAGCUUGAGCUUAUGGCCUAGACUUUGAGAAUCCAGGGUCAUCUUGAUACUAUGAUGAAAUAUAAUCAUAAUUUGAGCAAGGAACAUUAUCUGAUAAUGUAAGUGACAUGUUGCUGAUCAAUAUAAAGUGUUUCUAGUGAAAUCUGAAUUUCAUCACUUUAAACCCCAAGGUUUACUGAACCAACUAGACGUGAAAAUUCAAACUUUACUAAUUACAAAAAGCACUUGUUAGGCUAGUCUAUAUAUGUGUGUUUAUAUAUAUAUAAUAUUCUAGUUUGGUUUUAUAUAUUUGUUUGUAAAAAGCCCUCAUAACAUGCAUGUUAUUGAAAAAAAAUGUAAAUUGAUGGCAAAGGUAUUUUUGUGAAUGUUCAGAUAGCUUCCCCCCCUUCCCCAAUAAGGUGGAUGCCAUUGAUCUUGUAAAUUGUAUCUUGAAGUGGGGUUUGUGUUGUGUGUGGGGUAUUUUUGUUAAAAUAACAAAAACAAAAACAAAACCCUUUGUAAUGGUGUGUUUCUAUGUAUCUAAGUCUUAUUCCCAAUCUUUCAGUGUUUUUAGGAACUGGACUUAAGCAAUUGUUUAAUUUUUCGUGGUCCAUUCUGAUAAUUUUGUAUAGUUGUAUUAAAUACCACAGUGCUUUCAGUUCAAGAUAGUCAAGAAGAAGAGGAGCUGUAUCAUCUAAAAAAUGAAAUACUGUAACUGUAGUGAAAUGGAUACAGUAUGAAAAUACAGCAGAAUAUAUUCCCAGGAAAUGGAUACUAUAUGAAAAUAAAACAUGGAAAAAGAUUAGCAACAUAUUGAUAAACCAAGUGAUUUGCUUCUUUAAUGUAAGGUUUUUUUGUUCAUCUGUUUUGAUGAGUUGAGAUAAAUUUGUUAUACUGUGCUCCCUCCUCACAGUCGCUUCUUGUUAAAGUUUAUGACUACUUGGAAUUAAAGAGAAAUUUUAGUCAAAAAACACAUUAAUAGAAGUUUGUUUUCCAAGAUGGAAACUUUUGUGCCAUAUUAAAAUUUCAUAAACAAAAUAUAUCACAGUAAAAAAUAAAUAAAUGACAGUCUUGGACAGUAUCCCUCUAUUUAAUUGUAUUUUUUAAAAAAUGAGGUGCUUUUUAUUCUUGUAUAACAUUCUGAAUCUUAUUCGCUCCAUUGUUUGUAGUAGAUGGUGGAAUCAUUCUCUGGUGGCUUUGUUAAUCUUACAGUUCCAUUUCUUUGUUUUUGAAGGGAGAAGUAGUGUUUAUGUAUAUAAUAUGAGUUUUAAAAAUUAACUUGAUUGUGGUUUAUAUCAGAUUUCUCUCUAAAGUUUGUAGAAAAUAUGUGGUUAAAGUGAUUAUACUGUAUGUAUUUUUUAUGACUGCUGACUUUUAAAAUUAUGCUUGUUUAGUUUGUAUUUCUGAGGUUCUAACUUUAAAUUAAUUAUUUGUAUCUUUGCUUCAGUCCUUAAUCUAUUUUUUUAAACUAGUAGUAAUGGUUCUUAUUCAUGAUUUUAAUGAUUAAAGGACAUAUAUUAUACAAAACAAA
Messenger RNA from Monodelphis domestica (gray short-tailed opossum), 12071 nucleotides. It is a transcript of the gene CEP97, whose product is annotated as centrosomal protein 97. NCBI's taxonomy places the organism in Eukaryota, Metazoa, Chordata, Mammalia, Didelphimorphia, Didelphidae. Gene Ontology annotation, biological process: negative regulation of cilium assembly. The record is from RefSeq and is a predicted model, not a curated record. Gene Ontology annotation, cellular component: centrosome. Gene Ontology annotation, molecular function: protein binding.